CGUCAAAAUUAUUUGUGCAUUUUAACCCAAAGCUGAAUUUUUUAAAUAUCCCACGCGACGCGUUAAAACUAAAAAUAUUCUUUUUGUUAGAAAUAAGUUUUGCUAUUUUUGUUGCGUUUUUUAUAUGCAUAUUCCAUUCGGUUGAAAAUGCUCAGUCGGAUAGAGGUUUCAAUGCGCUGGAUUUUUGAAGCUCCAUAUAGACCCAAACAUGUUUUGGACAGCAGUGGCCUCGUCCACUAUUUCCUCAUCGAACACAGAGCCAUCGGCAGCCCUGGCCAGUGCAGCCCCGAACUAUCACCAGCUCCACACGAAGCCGCCGCUCCGCUCCCUUAAAAACAGCUGGCAAAAUAGCAAUGCAGCAUUCAAGACGCGUCUGCACCAGCAGCAGCAGGAACAAAAAGAGCAGAAGAAACAGCAACAGGAGCAGAAACAGCAACAGGACCAACAGAAGGAAAUAGAACUAAAGCAGCAACAGCAACGGGAAGCACAGAUAAUUUUACAUCAGGAAAAGCCACAGCAAAAGCCAGAAGAGGAAACAGAGCAGCAAGGAUCAGUGGCAAAGAAGAAAAUCGCUCCAAAAAGUGAAAGUGCCCGUAAAAUGUUCAAAGCUUUAGCUGCCUCCUGCAAGUGCAAAAAGAAGUGAAAGAGAGUGUGGGAGUGCGUGU
This is a messenger RNA of Drosophila miranda, 665 nucleotides long. RefSeq lists its product as uncharacterized. The transcript has a single exon. Bases 209 to 643 code for a protein of 144 amino acids. Lineage: Eukaryota; Metazoa; Arthropoda; Insecta; Diptera; Drosophilidae. The record is from RefSeq and is a predicted model, not a curated record.